CAUGACGCUGUUUGGGCGCUAAGGUCUGUGCUCGCGCACAGGUCCUCGGUCAGUGUUCAGCUGUGUUGUUAACCGGGUCUCUGGUUUACAGAGGUCGGAUUGAUGAAGGUUUAGUUACUGGAGCAGCUCGAGUAUCAGUGUUUCAGUGUUUCAGUGUCAGUAUGAGCUGCAGAGUCUGGGCUCUGUGUGGAUCUGUGGACUGGGAGAAAAGAAGAAGCUGCAGCUGCUCGGGUUUAUGGAACACAGUUUUCCCUGAAAUAUGCUGAACAUGGUGCAGAAACCAAGCUGUAUAUCUGGGCUCCCCUAAAUCGCUUUAGGUAUCUCAGGAAGUUUGUCUGCCAAGGAUUUAAAAAUGGAUUCCAGUGCUAGUAAGAGUCAAACCAAAGACCAAGCAAAGCCCCACAAGAGUCUUUCUCUGGCAAAAAAGGAUGUCCAGAAAGGCAAGACAAAAGCGAAUACCAGUAAUAAGCAAAACGGGCUUUCUAUCACUUCAUUUUUUAAGAACACUCCCCCAUCCAAACUGGCCUGUCCACUAUGCAGCAAGCUGAUACCUCGCUUCAAGAUCAAUGAACACAUUGACUCUCAGUGUCGGGACUUUAUUGAGGAAAAUUACAGAGAAGCUUCAUCAGGAAACCGAAAUAAACAACAACAGAAAACCUUGUCGCCACUUCCAGAUAAUGUCUCUCAGAGUCCAGAGGAGAAAAAUACAGAUGCAAACAUCCAAGGAAAGAGUGCAAAAACAAGCCCAUAUUUUAAGAAGAAUUGCACAGCAAGGCAAGAGUCACCUAAAGCAAGCUGCCAAGAUAAAGUAGUCAAAACAGUCAGUCUUGGUAGUUUGUCUUCAAAACUGUCCAGAAGAGCACUGAAGUUCUCAGGGAACCAUAAAGCUGAGAAUACCGCACCUGCUGCUAAUGUAGAGCCUAACUGUAGUGAAUCAAGUAGUUCACAGAAAGAAAACUGUGAUGAGAAUUUCAGUAUUAAGUCUGCUCAAGUGCUCCAUUCUGAAGUAGCUACGGUUAAUCUACCUCCAGUGGAAAACGGUGACGAAAUUAAGGAAACUCCUCCAAACAUGGAACCACUGAGUACUGAGGUUCCUCAGUCAGAGAAAACUGCUGCAGGAUUUAAGUUAAUGAAGCGGAAAAACAAAGAGUCUUCUGAUGCACAUUUAGCCUCAAAAGUGCAGAAGAAGCAAAGAUCUCUUCGGAGUAGACGUGAAAACAACACAUUUCCUCUGUUUAACCAGAACCAGACAUCGAAUGGCACCUCUCCUUCACCUGAAUCUGAAGUCAAAAAAGAAGCUAAACCUGCGGAUGAAGAAAGAGAUCAAAUCAUGGAAGAAGGUGGAAGUAAUGAUCUCCCUACUGAAAGCUCUGUGGAACCUGGUGAUUCACCCAGACGACCAUAUUACCUUCAGAACUUCCUGACCAUUCUGGAAGCAGUGUUGGAGAAUAAGGAUGAUGUGGUUCUCUUUAAUGAUGAGGACCUUUCCUUUGUGCACAGUUUCAAGCAGCUGUCAGUGCCGGGACAGAUGCUGUAUGUGCGUCUGUUCCAGAGGAAGUUGAAAUGGCUGCAAGUGAGCAAACUGGAGUAUUCUGAGAUCAGCUCAGCUCUUAAGCCUGUGGUGCAGGAGCUCAUCAGUGCUGGCCUCUUACAAACAGAGUCUGAACUUAAGGACAUCCAAGAGGUUCUUGAUCUUCUACCAGCACCAGAGCUCAGAGGUCUGGCCAAAACCUUUCACCUAGGAGGUCCCGGGAACAGCACACAGAAACAGCAGCUGGUAGAAGGACUUCUCCGCCUGGCCAAGCAGCGCUCACUCUUUGCCCUUUCACCUGGUCAGGGCCACACUGGUGCAGUCAUUCUCAAGAGGGCGAAGCAGCUAGCAGGUUCCUGUGUGCGUCUGCACCGGGGCCCCCGUGCAGUAUUCUCCCGUGUCCUGCUUCUCUUCUCCCUUACGGACACGUUAGAAGAGGAAGAGACGGCUGCUGGAGGUCAGGGCCAGCUCUACACCAUUCUUCUGGUCAACUCUGGACGCCUGGCCUUCCCAGCAUACACCGUUCAGCGCUCUGCUCAAGUGUUUAUGGACAGAGAUGAUCUAAUCAGGUAUGAGGCCGCCAUGCGAUCUCUUCAGGAAGUGAUUGCAGCAAUGCAGACUGGCUGCUGGGAGGACGCACUGGCGCUCUACACCACAGCAAAGGCCACCUGGCAAGACCUUAAGAAGACAUGUGACUUAAGCUGUCACGAGGAGCUACCAGUGUUCCUACGCUGUUUCACUGUGGGCUGGGCGUACACACGGAUAUUUUCUCGAGGAGUUGAGAUUCUUCAGAGACUGCGUCGCUAUGAGGAAGCAGUGAAGGAGCUCCGUUCUCUUCUUUCUCAGUCAGUGUUCUGUCCGGACAGCAGAGGGCGCUGGUGGGACAGGCUGGCUCUCAAUCUUCAGCAGCACCUCAAACAGCAUGAGCAGGCUAUCUGUGCUAUCCGGGAUGGACUACACGAUCCUCUGGUUCGGACAGGUCACCGUUUGUCACUACAUCAGAGAGCUGCCAGAAUGAAGGAGUCUGCAAGUUUUAAGAAGUACCGCCUGCUGCUUCGUGAACUACCUACUCUACAUGUGAAGGAUGUUACUCAUGUGACGAUUCGAGGGCAGCUGUUUCCUCAUGAAGGUGGCACGGGUAAAUCAGUGUUCCUCAGACCAGCUUCUGGGGAUGAGGGUUCUGAGGAUGGAGAUAAUGCCAUGGUCAUAUGCUCUGUAGAAGAGCUGGCAUUGGCACACUACAGAAAGCUUGGCUUUGAUCAAGGCAUUCAUGGUGAAGGUUCUACAUUCUCCACCCUGUUUGGUCUUCUAAUGUGGGACAUCAUCUUCAUGGAGGGCAUUCCUGAUGUCUUCCGAACUCCCUAUCAGACAUGUCCUCUGGACCUGCACACCGACACUUUCUUUAAGAAUCGGCUGGAAGCUAUAGAGGCACGGGCAGAGCUGUUGCGUGAAGCAUCCACAGAAACGCUGCAUGAGAUGGUGGCUGAAGUGUGGAACACCCAGGAGGGAAAAGUUUGUACACUAGUCAACUGGGAACGAUUUUCAUCUCUUCUGCAAGCUCAGAGCUUUCUGGCAUGUCUGGGAGGUGGCUUUUUAAGUGGCGUGGUCCUUCGAAUGGCCAAGGACUACAGACACAGCAGAGGAGGGCUUCCGGACCUGGUGGUGUGGAAUUCCUCAGCCAAUAGCUGUAAGUUGGUGGAGGUGAAGGGUCCCAACGACCGUCUAUCCCAGAAACAGCAGCUUUGGCUGGAGGAGCUGCAGAAUCUGGGGGCUGAUGUGGAGGUGUGUCACGUUACUGCUAUUGGAGCUCGGGGAGCACGACUGGAUUAAGGGAAAGAAGAACCUUCACAAAUAUUCCUCGAAACCAGAAGACAAUACAUUUCACGUACACAUUUUUUAAAGGACUGUUUCAAAGGACACCAGGGCCUCUUUUCCACUUCAUUGCCAAAUGGUUAUUAAGGCUGCGCUUUAUCAUUUAGUGCCAUUCAAGACCUUUUAGAGUGGUUAUGGGUUCUUUUUCCAUUUGCUGUGUUGCAAAACUACGACUAGCCUAGCAUGCCAACUACAGACAUCCUCCCACAUCUUUACAGAAAUGUUAGCAUGCUAGCAUGGUUUUAUCCCCCUACCACUGAACAGUUUGGUCUGGACCCAACUACGGUUAGUUAACCAUGCUGAGAAAAGCUUGCAAGGACGGUUUGUGGACAUUCUGUGCAGAACUGUGUCCAUGUGGAAAAGCUGUACUUAGAACUGUUCAGCUUAGAAGUGAAAAAGCAGGCCAGGCUGAUCUUCAUACAUGUUUUGACUGUGUCCUGCUAUAAUUCAGGACCAUGUCCUGCUUGUUCUGGGCACUUCAUAAGGCACUACACUGGAAUGUACUGUAGCUAGAUUUGCUGUUUUUUUGCAUAUUGAAUUUGAUUGAAUUAAAUUUGCUGAACUCUCUUGUAUGACCUGA
Molecule: messenger RNA, 3983 nt
Organism: Astyanax mexicanus (Mexican tetra)
Lineage: Eukaryota; Metazoa; Chordata; Actinopteri; Characiformes; Acestrorhamphidae
Gene: fan1
Product: FANCD2 and FANCI associated nuclease 1
Exons: 14
Coding region: 353-3361 (1002 amino acids)
Biological process (GO): interstrand cross-link repair
Cellular component (GO): nucleus
Molecular function (GO): 5'-3' exonuclease activity; 5'-flap endonuclease activity; flap-structured DNA binding
Source: RefSeq, a predicted model, not a curated record